AUGGUGGACAUCCUUUUGUCGGCGCUUCCAGAAGUCCUAGUCAUAGACUACCAAAGGAAGACAGUACAUGACGCCAUGCGGUCAGAAAGUUUCGAAGCCAACCAGGAUGGACAAGGAGCAGCUCAGUCAGAAUCGACCGCAGAAACAGAGACAAAAGGACUGGAAGAGUUAAAAAGGUUGCUUAUAUACUUGCGAGUAGAAAUAGAGAGCCGAGAGCAGGUAGCAACUAAAAUUCGCCGUGACAGCUAUCCCGAUCAGCGCCCCAAAGGCAAAAGGACUGGAGGUAUGACGACCGGAGCUGUGUUGUACGCUGGACUUGGGCAGCCUGGCGAAAAAAGGAACUGCUUUUUCUGCAGUGCCGCAGAUCACAGCACCGAGGACUGCAAAGCAGACAUUACCCUAGCGGAAAGGUUCAAGAAACUGGCCAAAGAUAUGAGGUGCUAUCGUUGUACCAAGAAGUGUCAUCGGUCAAAGGACUGCCGAGUAAAAGUGGAAUGCAGUAAGUGUCGAAGACGACAUGCGGCAUCGGUUUGUGACCCGUCUAGACAACCGGUAGAAAAGGCUCUGGUCAGUGAAGUGGUUACCACGACGAGUGUCUCUACAACGAACAAUCCACAACAGUGCGAGAGAGCAAGAGUAAUGCUGCAAACGUUCCGUGCCUGGGCAUCGUCGGACACCGAAUGCGCUUACCUCAGAGGGAUAUUCGACGGAGGAAACCAGCGCACAUUUAUACGUGAUGACAUAGCCCGCAGGCUUAAGCUGCCAGUAAUUGGGCAAACAACGCUUCAGCUCAACACUUUCGCAGGCGAUGCCAGUCGAGACAAUAUUCGAAAGUGCAAAGUUGUCGAAGUUCGGCUAAGAAGUCAAUUCGCACCAAAGGAAUAUGUGGUUCGCGCAACCACCAUUGACUUCAUUUGUAAGGACCUCGAAGAAACUCCUGCCAGUAACGAAUUCGUGUCUUCUGUGCGUGUCCACGGCAACUUCAUCGCCGAUGACUUCUUAUUCCCGAGUGGGCCAACCACGGUGACCAGCUACAGUACUACAGACAGUUCAACGACAGCUGUGUGCAUACUGAAGGUUGGUGUGGUCACUUCUGAUGACGACAUUCUGAAACGUUUCUGGGAACUGGAUAAUCUAGGAAUAUCUCAGGAGCCUGACAGUAAACAGGAACACAACGCAGAGGUUCUGGAGGACUUCAUACAGAAGGUGGAAAGGAGGAACGGCCGUUAUGAGGUUGCGCUGCCAUGGAAGAUGGGCCUGAGUGCGCUAGAAGAUAACUAUGCAGUAGCUAAAGACCGACUGCGGAGGUUAAUGAAACGACUGCAACGAGACAACACCGUACUGGAGUAUGAUGAAGCUAUCCGAAGUUACAUAAAAAAUGGUCAUGCCGAAGAAGUCAAGGAGGACAACGGAUCCAGUUUGGUUUAUUACAUGCCACACCGAGCUAUCAUCCGGAACAACUCGAGUACAACAAGGGUACGAGUUGUAUUUGACGCCUCGUCACAUGCAGCAGGGGCAUUGUCUCUAAAUGAUCAUUUGGAAAAAGGGCCAAAGCUUAACACCGACUUAGUUGGAGUACUGCUACGUUUCCGGCUACACAAAGUGGCAUUGACAGCCGACAUCGAGAAAGCCUUUCUGCAGGUGGGAGUCCGGAGUCAAGACAGAGAUGCAUUGAGGUUCCUGUGGCUUUCGGAGAUUCCGACAGCAGACCAUCAGGAUCCACAGUUACAGUGCUGGAGAACGAAGAGGGUGCCAUUUGGGACGACAGCGAGCCCCUUUCUUUUAAGCGCUACCCUGCAGCAUCACUUCAAGUCGUUUCUGGACGUCGAUGGAAAGUUGGCUGAGUCGUUGCUCAAUUCCUUUUGCGUGGACGACCUGCUCACCGGAGCUCCAACCGUGGACGAGGCCCUGGAUAUAGCUUACAGAGCGCAAGAAAUAUUACUUAAGGAUGGUAUGAACUUAACAAAAUGGGCUUCAAACGCUGCCGAGAUACAACAGGCAUUGUCACCACAAGAUAUCAGCUGUGGUGUGAAGAGGAAGUCAUUUAACGAGCCCGCCCAGGGCAAGGUGCUCGGUGUUGUCUGGAAUCGAGAACUUGACACGUUCACAUUCUCUGGAGAACAUCUGUUAAGCAUCAUUAGAGACACACAACUAAGCAAGCGGUCAGUGCUACAGGCCUCAGCUAGGAUAUUUGAUCCACUCGGCUUUAUUUCACCCUACACGAUCCGGGUCAAGAUCAUUUUUCAAGAACUAUGGAAGGCUGGACUACAGUGGGACACUCCCCUACCGGCAGAUUUAGCGACCAUGUGGCGACCCUGGAUUUCAGAGCUACCAGAGCUGUGCAGUAUAUCCUUGGAGAGGUGUUUGUUACCUGUCAACGGGACAGAAUACGUCUACGAGCUGCACGUAUUCACAGAUGCAUCACCACAAGCUUACGGGGCCUGCGCCUCUCUGCGAACGAAAAAUGAGUGUGAAGAAAAGAAAGUGCGACUGAUCUUCGCCAAGACACGUGUCGCGCCGAUGAAGACGCUCACGCUCCCACGGUUAGAACUAAUGGGAGCUGUGAUAGGAGUACGAAUUGCCAAUUUCGUCAGAUCGUCGUUGGCGGUGGUAGUAAAAGGUGUGACAUUCUGGACAGACUCUACAAUUGCUUUGAGUUGGAUCAAGGGUGAUGCUACGCGGUGGAGACCGUUUGUACGGAACAGAGUCGUCGAGAUCCAAGUACACAGCGAAGCGAAGCAGUGGAGGCACUGCCCAGGGAGUGAGAACCCAGCCGACGCACUGACAAGAGGACUUACCGUCAAGAAGCUAAUCGACGAGAGGCAAUGGUUCGAAGGUCCCGGCUGGCUAACAUAG
Ornithodoros turicata is the source of this 2856-nucleotide messenger RNA. RefSeq lists its product as uncharacterized. Gene Ontology annotation, molecular function: nucleic acid binding; zinc ion binding. Lineage: Eukaryota; Metazoa; Arthropoda; Arachnida; Ixodida; Argasidae. The transcript has 2 exons. The coding region runs from base 1 to 2856 and encodes 951 amino acids. The record is from RefSeq and is a predicted model, not a curated record.